This is a messenger RNA of Magnolia sinica, 5767 nucleotides long. RefSeq names its product protein SUPPRESSOR OF QUENCHING 1, chloroplastic. The transcript is spliced from 28 exons. NCBI's taxonomy places the organism in Eukaryota, Viridiplantae, Streptophyta, Magnoliopsida, Magnoliales, Magnoliaceae. Gene Ontology annotation, molecular function: nucleic acid binding; protein binding. Bases 37 to 3285 code for a protein of 1082 amino acids. The record is from RefSeq and is a predicted model, not a curated record.
CUCCCACUCUCCAACGGCCAAACGGCACUUCCCCAUAUGGCGCUGCGGUCACUGCUUCCCGCCAUCACUUCCCAAACCAGACCCAACGCUUUCCCAAUCUACCCUCCAUCUUCUCCAAAAUUUCAACCAGCCCUCUCCCCUUCCUCCAGCUACCUCCAGUUGCGGUCGAGCUCUGUUUUCCACCAGCAAUGGAGUGGCGCCUUCACUGCUUCCUGCCUUAAGCAGGAAGUGAAGGAGGCUACUCCAGUUGCGACGGUGUGGGGGAAGGUCUCAGCCGUCCUCUUCGACAUGGACGGUGUACUCUGCAACAGUGAGGUGCUUGCACGACAGGCCGCCGUUGAUGUCUUCACGGAGAUGGGCAUUGAUGUUGAGGCUGAGGAUUUCGUGCCGUUCAUGGGAACUGGUGAUGCGAAUUUUUUGGGAGGUGUAGCUGCAUUAAAAGGAAUCACAGGAUUUGAUUGCCAGGUGGCCAAGAAACGCUUUUAUGAGAUCUAUCUUGAAAAGUAUGCUAAACCGGAAUCUGGAAUUGGAUUCCCGGGUGCACUAGAACUCAUUAUGCAGUGUAAAAGCAAUGGUCUUAAAGUAGCUGUUGCAUCUAGUGCUGAUCGCGUCAAGGUUGAUGCCAAUUUAGCUGCUUCUGAUUUACCGCAGUCGAUGUUUGACGCAAUCUUGUCAGCAGAUUCUUUUGAGAAUUUGAAACCUGCUCCAGAUGUAUUUUUAGCUGCAUCGAAGAGCUUGAAUGUGCCUGCGAGUGAGUGUAUUGUGGUUGAAGAUGCACUUGCUGGAGUACAAGCUGCCAAAGCAGCACAAAUGAGAUGUAUUGCUUUAACAACUACAUUAUCAAGGGAGGCUCUACAACAACUUGGUCCAUCACUUAUCAGAAAGGAGAUAGGAAAUAUUUCACUUCGUGACAUUCUCAAUGGCGGUGGUUCUGAUCACCAUAAUGAGAAGAUGCAGGGUUCCCAAGAUGGUCAUUCUUCAACACGGAGUUCUGUAGAGCUGCUCAAUGAGACAACAGAUGGUCAGGCAAACCAGGACAUGCAGUCUGGAAGGUUGCAGGGUUCUCGCCGAGAUAUUUUGAGAUAUGGGAGUUUGGGCAUUGCUGUGUCUUGUUUCAUUUUUACUGCCACCAAUUGGAAGGCAAUGCAAUAUGCAUCUCCAAAGGGUGUCCUAAAUAUGUUACUUGGGGUCAACCAGCCAAACCUUGAUCAGAAGAAAGGAGAAUCACAAUCUUCAAGAAUCCAACAAUUUGUGAAAUAUAUAUCUGAUGUUGAAGCCAGCGGGACUACCCCUACUGUCCCAGAGUUUCCAUCUAAACUUGAUUGGCUGAAUACAGCUCCACUUCAAUGGCACAGGGAUUUGAAAGGAAAGGUGGUUCUACUGGACUUUUGGACAUAUUGCUGUAUAAACUGUAUGCAUGUUUUGCCAGAUCUCGAUUUCUUGGAGAAGAAAUAUAAUGAUAAGCCGUUUACAGUUGUUGGAGUGCAUUCUGCAAAGUUUGAUAAUGAGAAGGACCUAGAAGCCAUUCGAAAUGCAGUGUUGCGCUAUAACAUCACACACCCAGUUGUCAAUGACGGGGAUAUGUAUUUAUGGAGAGCAUUAGGUAUAAAUUCAUGGCCUACAUUUGCUAUCGUGGCCCCUAGUGGUAAGCUCUUAGCACAGAUAUCAGGCGAAGGUCAUCGAAAGGAUCUUGAUGAUUUUGUAGAGGCAGCUCUUCAAUUUUAUGGAGAAAAGAAGAUCCUGAACAACAGUAGCAUUCCCUUGGCUUUAGAGAAGGAUAGCGAUCCACGUUUAUCGACAUCACCGUUGAAAUUUCCCGGAAAGCUGGCUAUUGAUGUGCUAAACAAUAGGCUUUUUAUUUCAGACAGUAACCAUAACCGCAUCGUGGUAACGGAUCUACAAGGGAAUUUUAUUGUCCAAGUUGGGAGCACUGGAGAAGAGGGUCUACGUGAUGGUACCUUCGACAUUGCCACCUUCAAUCGGCCUCAGGGCCUGACAUACAACCCAAAGAAAAAUGUGCUGUAUGUAGCAGAUACCGAGAAUCAUGCUUUGAGGGAGAUUGAUUUUGUGAAUGAGAUGGUGCAGACUCUUGCUGGAAAUGGAACCAAAGGUUCUGACUACAAAGGGGGAGGAAAAGGGACCAGUCAGGUUCUUAACUCUCCAUGGGAUCUUUGCUUUGAGCCUGCCAGUGAGAUAGUUUACAUCGCAAUGGCUGGGCAGCAUCAAAUCUGGGAGCACAAUACAUUAGAUGGAGUUACAAGAGCUUUUAGUGGUGAUGGUUUUGAAAGAAACUUGAAUGGGUCAAGCGCUGCAAGCACAUCAUUUGCACAGCCUUCUGGAAUAUCUUUAUUCCCUGAUUCGCUGGAGGCGUAUGUUGCUGAUAGUGAAAGCAGUUCCAUAAGAGCACUUGAUCUGAAAACAGGAGGAUCGAGAUUGCUUGCGGGGGGUGAUCCUGUUUUUUCAGAAAAUUUGUUUAAGUUUGGAGACCAUGAUGGAAGUGGCUCAGAUGCACUUUUCCAACAUCCCUUGGGCGUCUUGUGUGGGAAGGAUGGUCAGAUUUAUAUUGCAGACUCUUACAAUCACAAGAUCAAGAAACUCGAUACAGUGAGUAAAAGAGUUGUUACGUUAGCAGGUACCGGGAGUGCUGGUUUCAAGGACGGAUCAGCCCUAUUAGCUCAGCUGUCAGAGCCAUCAGGACUUGUUGAAGCUGGAAAUGGAAAGUUCUUCAUCGCAGAUACGAACAACAGCAUAAUCAGAUGUCUAGAUUUGAAUGAAAAAGAUGCAGUUCUCCGUACUUUGGAACUGAAAGGAGUCCAACCACCGUCACUAAAAUCAAGAUCCUUCAAACGCCUUAGAAGCCGGCCAUCUGCUGACACCCAAAUUGUUAGGAUCGAUGGCAGUUCCUCCACAGAAGGAAACUUGUUUAUCAAAAUAUCUGUCCCCGAAGGAUACCAUUUCUCCAAGGAAGCACAAAGCAAGUUCGAUGUGGACAUCGAGCCAGACAAUGGAGUCGUUGUCGAACCCUCAAAAGGGGUUCUCAGUCCAGAAGGAUCUGUUUCCAUUCAUUUCAGGAGGUCCACCUCUUCACCUGCCAUGGGGCGAAUAAACUGCAAGUCACUGUGGAGAAAGAUGGGCACACAACUCAAUUUUAGCUGUGCGUAUCAUUCACAAACCAAUGGACAGAUGGAGGUGACACACCAUAGCCUCAGAAAUCUGUUAUGGGCACUAGUGGGAGACAAGCCUAAGCAGUGGGACAGCUCUAUCUCAAGCGGAGUUUGCCUAUAAACCAUUCAACAAAUCAUAUUACAAAGAUGAGCCCUUUUGAGGUGGUCUAUGGAAUUAAUCUGGCGACUGUGUUGGAUCUUGUUCCCAUACCGCAAGUUGGCUGGUCUAGUGGGAAGGCCAAUAAUUGGCAAAACAUUUGCAGGGCAUUCAUUCUAAGGUGCAAACUCAAAUUGAAGCACAAAACACCUGCCACAAGGAAGCAACAGAUACACAUAAACAUUGAGUCGUUCUUGAAGUAGGUCAUUACAUGUGGGCCGUGCUCACCAAGGAGCACUUUCCUGCUAGUGACUACCACAAACUAGGAGAAAAAGAUUGGCCCUCAUAUGAUCAUAGAGAAGACCAAUGAUAAUGCCUACCAUCUUCGAUUGCCUAGCCGCAUACAAACAGUGAACGUAUAUCAAGCAUCUUGUCCCAUACGUUGGUGGCACCACCAAUUUGAAAAAGAAUGUGAUGACUCGAGGACGAGUCCUUCCCAAUAAGGUAGGCUAAUACAGUGCAAGUGGACCUGACCUAUAUGGAGGUCUGGGAUCGAUUAGGGCAGCCAACACCACAAGACUUAAGCCUACCAAGGUUAGUUACGAAGUUUGUUACAAGGCUGUUUAGUAGUUCCAGGGCUUAUUACAAGUACUUGUUUUGAAGAUUGUAGGACAUUUUGUUGAAUAUGAAUGAAAUUUCAUUUCUUAGAGCAAAAGACUUGAGAUAUCUUCUUGAAUUUAGAUAGGUUUUUGGAUUGAAUUUACAAUCCAACAACUUUCAAAUUCUCCUCAACUCACUUCUCCUUUCCUUCUCUUGUUUUCUUUUGGAUCAAAAGCCGGGCUCCGUUGAUCUGUCCAUCCUGUACAUAGCUACUAUCCCAUACAUGGAAUGGGAAAAGGAUAACCAGAAAAAUAAGGCCAAAAUCAAGAACAGGUUGAAUCACCCAAUCAAUGUGAUUUUUGCAUUUUAGCCUAUGAAAUUUUUUCCUGACUUGAUGGACAGUUCAGACUCAUCUAUUGAACUGUCCAAAAUCCCCCUAACUUAUGAUAAUUAUAAAACUAGGCACAGGAUUCCAUACACGUGGGACCAUUGUAUGUUAGGGCUGUCAAUGGCCGGGCUGGCCUGACAGGCUUUCAGACAGGCUUCGGCUUGAAUACAAGCCCGAGGCCAUUUAGUAAUAUAUCAUGCAUGAUGGGACAUGCCUAGCUCAAGCUUGGGUCAUGCACAAUCAUCAUGGUCGUGGAUUGGGCCUGUUUGUUCUGACCUGUCAUGGGCCCGGGUUAGGCUCAGGCCUAGGAUUUUGUAUGUGUGCCGGGCUUGGACAGAUCUCGGGCUGCCCCACUGACAACGCUGUAGUCCAUUGGUCCAAAUCCCUAGCAUUUUGGGGCAUGCCUCGAAAAUCUUCUGGAUAAGAAGAUCCUAACCCUUGGAUCAAUGAUUUCCAAAUCGACGGUUAACAAGAAAAAAACAGAAAUUGUCCCCAACCCAAUGAAAAACAAUCCUACGAGCAAAGUGGGCCCCACAUGCAUGGAAUCCUUUAAGGACAGCCCCAGCCCCUAGAGCUGUCACUGGGCUAGGCCCAGGGAUGGUUUUGGCAGGAAUUUUAAACUGUUUCGGCUCGGCCUGUCUGGCCCACCAUAAUCAAAAUUUUGAUUUUUCUCAGGCCCACACCCGGCCCAUUGAUAGCACUACCAACCCCACAUAAUUACUAAUUUGGUAGAAUGCUUGAUAUGUUUGAUUUCUGAUUCUACCAUGCUUCAGAGUGUGGUAAUCCUCAUGAAUUAUCAAAAUCCAUGGGCAUUUUUGUCAUCUAAAAAUGAUUACUUUGAUGACUUCGAUGCCUUCGAGUCGAAGGUAAGGUCAGGAAUGGGCUGGGCAGGGCUCAUCCCAAGCCUAGCCCAUGUAAUAAUGUGGUCCACAACUCUGGGCUGUCCUAGCCAUGGCUCAGCCAACUUAUUUAUCAUGGCUGAAAUGUAGGGCUGUCAAUGGACACCCAGACUGGACCUGACCCAAUUUUAACAGGUCCAGGUCCAAUUUGUUACACCCAUCAAGAACUUGGGUCGCGUUCGUGUCUCACCUUGCAGGACCUGAUUUAAUUCGGGUCUAAUUGGGUUCAAGUCAGGUUCAUCAGCUUGGACCCAGUUGAAAUCUGGUCACUUCAGGUCAAGUUGGGUCCUGGUCAGGUCUAGUUAUUUUUAAUGGUAAUGUUGCAAGUGUUGAAUAUAUUGAGAAAGCCCAUUUACACACCAUGCAUGUGUCAAAGUGGCACAUGUGUGUAUGAUCUAAUCUAUCCAUCAGAUGGACCCACCCAUGUAACUGCUCUUAUUUAAUCCAAACCCAACUAGAAACCAAGAUCUAAUAACGAAAUGGGUACCUGACAGUACCCAGACCCAAUUGGACCCAGGUACUGAUAUUCAAGAAUGAGACUAGACCCAGAAAAACCAAAACCCGGUUUAAGGGUGCUAUAGGACCUGACCGUUGAUAGCCCUACUGAAAUCAUUUUUUU